Molecule: messenger RNA, 1255 nt
Organism: Carya illinoinensis
Lineage: Eukaryota; Viridiplantae; Streptophyta; Magnoliopsida; Fagales; Juglandaceae
Product: prohibitin-1, mitochondrial
Exons: 6
Coding region: 167-1039 (290 amino acids)
Biological process (GO): mitochondrion organization
Cellular component (GO): mitochondrion; membrane
Source: RefSeq, a predicted model, not a curated record
UGGGCCCGUGGACCUAACGUCGUUACGUCAGGUUAAAUCCUAGGGUUUUACACAUAUCUUUGCGAAACCCUCUCUCUCGUUGGCUCUAAACCCUUUCUACCGCUUUCUUGCCUGUAGCUCAAAGACUAAGCCCUCCCUCUCGGGAAGUAUAAAGCAUUUUCACAAAAUGAAUUUGAACAAUGUUAAAGUUCCGAAGAUGCCUAGUGGUGGUGCAGCUUCUACUUUGCUUAGGCUAGGAGUUAUUGGUGCACUAGGUUUGUACGGUGCUACCAACAGUCUCUACAAUGUUGAGGGAGGGCAUCGAGCCAUCAUGUUCAAUCGUAUAGUUGGUGUCAAAGACCAGGUUUAUGCUGAAGGGACACACUUUAUGAUUCCAUGGUUUGAUAGGCCAGUGAUCUAUGAUGUCCGUGCAAAACCCCAUCUAGUGGAGAGUACUUCUGGGAGCCGUGACCUCCAGAUGGUUAAAAUCGGGCUUCGAGUUCUAACCCGUCCUGUGCCAGACCAGUUACCGACAAUUUAUCGAAGCCUUGGUGAGAAUUAUAACGAAAGGGUCCUGCCUUCAAUUAUUCAUGAAACUUUGAAAGCUGUUGUUGCUCAGUAUAACGCCAGCCAACUUAUUACUCAAAGAGAGGCUGUUAGUAGGAAUAUUCGGGAAAUUUUGACUGCAAGAGCAGCCAAUUUCAAUAUUGCGUUGGAUGAUGUUUCAAUCACAAGCUUAACUUUUGGGAAGGAGUUCACAGCUGCAAUUGAAGCCAAACAGGUGGCUGCACAAGAAGCUGAGAGGGCUAAAUUUAUUGUCGAAAAAGCUGAACAAGACAAGAAAAGUGCUGUUAUCAGAGCACAGGGUGAGGCCAAGAGUGCACAGCUCAUCGGUCAAGCAAUUGCCAAUAAUCCAGCAUUCAUCACUCUCAGGAAGAUUGAAGCUGCCAGAGAAAUUGCACAUACCGUCUCGAAUUCAGCCAACAAAGUUUUCCUGAGUUCGGAUGAUUUGUUGCUGAACCUUCAGGAUAUGAAUUUGGAGCCUACUGGGAAGAAAUAAAUAUUACAAGUCGAGAUCACAGAGCCCUUUUUCAUUUUGUUUAUCAACUCUUCCAUCGCAGUGAUAUUCUCAAAACCGAGCAUUGGAAAUUUAAAUGGAUAAUUUGUCUUAAUGGCCUAUUUGAACAAGGAGAUUUAAGGCUAGUUUUGGUACUAUAGUAUUCUGAUAAUACUACAUUACUAUUCAUUAUUUUAUCAGGACUUUUCAUUUACUUUA